AUUCACUCAAAUGACCAACUUAAACAUUCUUAAUUCCCCAGUUUUGAUUUAAUGGCAAAUAUACCCCUUCAUCUAUUGCUAUUACUUCACUUUUCUUUUGCAGUCAGAUGUCAGUUGAUUCGUAAACUGUCGCUUAUCAACUGUUCCUGGCCUUGCCCUGACGAGAGCGACAUGUGCGUGAUAACAAAAGCUGGAGGGAACUGUCAACAACAAACAGAUAACGAUUGGUUACUAACAACGAGGAGGAAAGCGCCUGUCUACACAGGGCCUACAGUAACCAUAUACUUACAGCCUUGUCUGCCAGCUCCGUUUCCAGAACUACCGCCUUUCAAAGAAAAUAUGACUUUAAAGCAAGGACAAUCAGUUAUUGAUUGGCCGUCAGGAACAAUUCAUCGACCGUUGGAUCAAUAUCUUGGAAAUUGUGGGCACGGUUUAUAUUGCUCUUUUACGGGUGUUGAUAGUAAUUCUCCUGUGUGUCGACAACGAUUCGAUCACGGUGCAUUCUGUGUAUCAUCGAAUCAAUGCUUAUCUUCAUACUGCCAUGACAACAUCUGCCAUCCAAAAACAGACAUUAUUUCAAAAGAUAACAGAACUACUGAUACUAUGUCAGAUAAUCAGGAUAGCAGUUAUUCUGCUCCUGAGACGUCUAGAAAAACUGUAAUCAUUUUGGGAUCGAUAUUUGGAGCUGUGGGCGUUCUCGCUUGUGCUGCUAUAUGUUAUUUGUUAUACCGGUGUCAUUAUCGUCAAAAACAAGUAACUACUAAUAAUGAAAUUUCUAUUCCAAUUCAAAAACUUAGUGUAGUUAGUAGCAACAAUAUUGUUUCCCAGUCCACACUCAAAGAAGAACAAUUUGUAACUGAUUUCUUGCAUGAGGACACGCAAUUGCAGCAUAGUGUAUCCAAUAACACAGCUGUUUCAACUAAUACCUUAACAUACUUUACCCCUAAUGGACAUCAACCAAAAAAGCCACCAGUGUAGUAAGCUACAAUGCUUACCACAAUUUAUAAGAACCUAAACCAUCGAUUAUACAUCAAGUAUUUAUUCUUUCAAUAUUUCCAUAACACUAGUCAUUGAUGUUGGCCGUUACUUGCAAAUAAAUGUACAAGACAAUGAUAUAUAUCCUUUGCCACAACAGAUGUGAAAAAGUACAUUCACUUUAAAAGCCAAUAGACCUUAGAAAAUUGUUUCUCAUAUUGCUACAUAUUUCUCGUAAUCAUUGUUUUUGAAGCAGC
This is a messenger RNA of Mycotypha africana, 1232 nucleotides long. RefSeq lists its product as uncharacterized. Lineage: Eukaryota; Fungi; Mucoromycota; Mucoromycetes; Mucorales; Mycotyphaceae. The record is from RefSeq and is a predicted model, not a curated record. The transcript has a single exon. The coding region runs from base 52 to 978 and encodes 308 amino acids.